CCGGGUCGCAACGACGUGCUUCUGUCGGUCAGUAAAACGUAGUAUUUGCAGCUGUUUCGACGUGCUUUGGCUGCUCGUUCUCGCUUGUGUGUAGUUUGCGUCUUGUCCGUACGUGUUCAGUUUCGUUGUUUUUUGAAAAACCUCCUGUGAAUUCUCGUGGUGCUGUAAUUUAAAGCUACGACCAUCAUGUCAACAACCGGAGAAGUUUUCAUCGUAUCGGCCGCCAGAACCCCGAUCGGCAACUUCCUGGGGACACUCGCGUCCCUAAGCGCCGCCGAGUUGGGUGCCGUUGUGGUAAAGGAAGUGCUGCUGCGCGCUUCGGUUGAUCCGGCCGACGUGAAUGAGGUCAUUCUUGGGCAGGCUUUGACGGCCGGCCAAGGGCAGAAUCCCGCCCGACAGGCCUCGUUAAAAGCCGGCGUCCCGAAGGAGGUUCCAGCGUUCAACAUCAAUAUGCUGUGCGGAUCGGGCCUCAAAACGGUCGCGCUCGGUUACCAGUCGAUCCGCCUCGGUGACGCGAGCAUCGUUGUGGCCGGCGGACAGGAGUCGAUGUCAAAAUCGCCGCACGUGCUGCACCUUCGCGCCGGCACCAAGAUGGGCGAGGCGAAGAUGCUCGACACGUUGCUGCACGACGGUCUGACGGACGCGUUCUACGAUCUGCACAUGGGCGUCACGGCAGAAAAUCUAGCCAAAGAGUAUGCCAUCAGCCGUGAGGCACAGGACGCUUUCGCCGCCAAGAGUCAGCAGCUGGCCAAAGAGUCCCAGGAGAAGGGCUACUUUAAGGACGAAAUUGUGACCGUACCGGUACCGGGGCAUAAGGAAACGGUCCAGUUCUCGGUUGACGAGUACACAAAACCGGGCACUACGGCAGAAUCUCUCAGCAAGCUUCGUCCGUGCUUCAUUAAAGACGGCACGGUUACACCGGGCAAUGCGUCCGGUAUUAACGACUCUGCGGCCGCCGUGUUGCUCAUGUCCGGCGAGGAGGUGCAGAAACGUGGUGCUAAGCCGCUGGCGAAGGUUGUUGCUUAUGCGCAGACCGGAUUAUGCCCCAAGACGAUGGGCGCCGGUCCGAUCUCGGCGGUUCAAGUCGUGCUCCAAAAAGCUGGAUGGAAGCUGGAAGAGGUCGAUCUUUUUGAACUAAACGAAGCGUUCGCCGCUCAGGCAAUCGCCGUGAACAAAGGCCUUGGAGUCGAUCCGGCGAAAGUUAACGUCGGUGGAGGAGCGAUCGCACUGGGCCACCCGAUCGGAGCUUCCGGAUGCCGCGUUCUGGUGACUCUCCUAUACGCCCUCAAGCGUACAGGAGGCAAACGGGGUGUUGCAUCCCUGUGUGUUGGCGGUGGAAUGGGUGUGGCUAUGGCGGUUGAAAUGGUGUGAGGUGCUGGUGCCUUUCUUACUCGAACUAUUAUCUUAUUACGUUACGAUUAUUUUUAUCCAUACGCUUCCACGCAAGUUCGCUCGGUGUAAACGCUCGUAUUUUUACGGCAAGUAUUGCUGUUGGUUGCAUUUUAAAUGCAACACUUAAAUCGUCUACACUGGCGAGAACGGACAUUUCGAUGCAUUCUAUCCAUAACUUUUAUUACGAACAAAGUUGUAGACAAUAAAACUGAAUCGCUACAUUACGCCGU
Anopheles coustani is the source of this 1622-nucleotide messenger RNA. RefSeq names its product acetyl-CoA acetyltransferase (gene Acat2). NCBI's taxonomy places the organism in Eukaryota, Metazoa, Arthropoda, Insecta, Diptera, Culicidae. The transcript has 5 exons. The coding region runs from base 187 to 1371 and encodes 394 amino acids. The record is from RefSeq and is a predicted model, not a curated record. Gene Ontology annotation, molecular function: acetyl-CoA C-acetyltransferase activity. Gene Ontology annotation, biological process: fatty acid beta-oxidation.